Molecule: messenger RNA, 1608 nt
Organism: Cryptococcus wingfieldii CBS 7118
Lineage: Eukaryota; Fungi; Basidiomycota; Tremellomycetes; Tremellales; Cryptococcaceae
Exons: 9
Coding region: 1-1608 (535 amino acids)
Cellular component (GO): cytosol
Source: RefSeq, a predicted model, not a curated record
AUGUCCUUGGGUAUAGACACCACCGCCAUAUACAGCGACGAGGGGGCACUGCAGCAGGCCAGCACCUCGGAGACAGCAGCACGGAACAUUGCGCAGGAUCUCCACCGUCGGACGGAUAUCCUUCCUAUAGAUGCUGCCCCUGGCCUCUUUAAUGGUAUAGGAAGGACAUGGGAGCUGCUGGCAGCGUCAUUUGACCCUAGUGAGCAAGCCGACAAGUCUUCGUUUGCCUCGGAGGACUCGCGUCUGGAACUCGCUUUGGCGCUCGCAAAGCUGGAACGAAACUUGGUUGCUGGUCUUCUGGAGUUUCAGAGAGAAGCACUCAAGCAUGAAGCCGCGAUUCGACGUUUCAUCUUCAAUAUCACUACUUUUGUUCGCAUAGAAGAUCCCAAAUUCUUCACAAUACAAUCCAUAUCAGCGCAACUUCUGUCCAACCUCGUCUCUCCGUCGGACGAUAGCGCUGAAGCUGCUGAGACGGCCGACAGGAUCUUGCGGUUGUACACUUCUGGCGGCAGAGAAGAGGACGUCGUCGUCCGCCUCCUUGAUUCAAAAGAACAAAAGACGAACCACGCUACCCUACAUAUGCUCAACAACCUCACCCGCAACAGCUCUUCACGAUUGACCCUUCUCCUAUCGACCUCAGGGACAAGAUGGCUUGCCAAGAUUUUGGGAAGGAUGGACGACUGGUUGGAUAAUGAAGAUCCUUGCUUUGAGCUCUCUGCUUCUAUCUUCAACUCCUUCAUCUCCCAUUGCUUGCAUCCGAAACUCUUCGACCUGCUGUCCGAACCUCCCGAACCAAUCACUCCCUCCCAAACAACCCUCCUCAAACUACUCGACUCUUCCCUCGCCUUACCGCCUUCCGAUCAUCCCACUCCCCCGACCUCGGGCGAUUACCCCAACACUUUCCUUGUACCCCUGUUCAUCUCUUUGUCAUCCGCUUCUCUCCCGAGCAUCACAUCCCGAGCAGAUGAUCCGAGACUGCCGAAACAGCUUGCAGCGCUGAUGCUGGUGACUGAGAGUCUGUCGUCGAUAGGGUUGAGAGUACAAGAAAGGAUUGAUGAUGCGGCUGCACUUGGCUCGGAGGAUGCUGAUGGGGAAGGUAGUAACUGGGAGGCGGCCGGGGAAAAGAGUUUGGUGCAAAGUCUGAAAGACAAGGAGCAGGGCGUAGUCAAGUCUUUAGUCGAUCUUCUCCGAGCACUGAACGACUUCUUCCCCAAAACCAACCCCCGAACCACAUCCUCCGACCCUCUCCCCCCACCCCUGCCCCUCAACCCCGAACUCAAACCGUUCUCCAAAGUCAAACGCGACCUCGUCCGGCUGCUGUCCAUCCUCUCCUUUGAUGAUACGUUCGUUGGGGAUCAAGUGAGGGAGUGGAGUGGUGUUGAGUUGGUGUUGGGUAUGACGGAGAUUGAUGAGGGUAAUCCUUAUUUGAGAGAACACGCCUUGUUCUGCAUCCGCAACCUCAUGCGUAACAACCCCGCCAAUCAGGACGUGAUCAAGCAAAUGAACCCUGUGGGGGUUCUUUCAGAUACGGGGGAGCUGCUGCCGUUACCGGAGAAGAUGAAGAAGAAGGCAAAGGUGGUGACCAUCGAAGAUGAAGGGGAGGCGUGA